This is a messenger RNA of Cetraspora pellucida, 1791 nucleotides long. The record is from the annotation of a GenBank genome assembly. NCBI's taxonomy places the organism in Eukaryota, Fungi, Glomeromycota, Glomeromycetes, Diversisporales, Gigasporaceae.
AUGACGUUCCCUACCUUUCUUCUUCAUGAAUUUCUUUUGGAUUUCCAUAACGAUAGAAAAACGCUCUAUACUUGUGCAUUAGUGAAUCGAGAAUGGUGUAGAAUAACGAUUCCUCUCUUAUGGAAAAAUCCUAUAGAAUUAUUACAUGGACCUGAUGAUUAUUAUCCAUAUCAUAGAUAUAGAAAUAAUCAUGUAAAACUUGUUGAUACAUAUUUAUCAUAUCUCAAUAACGAAGAAAGGGUCAAACUUAUUAAAAAUGGUUUCAAAUUACCUUUAAGAAUUAAACCUCCAAUAUUCGAUUAUAUCUCUUUCUUGAGAUAUAUUUCAAAUGGUGAUAUUCAAAUGAUUAGUUUAUUCUGGUGCUUAUACUUUGACGCUAGUAAAAUACCUGUUGUAAAUCCUUUAAAUUCUCUUAGUACUAAACGAAAAAUAAAAGUUACUUCUAGUUUAUGGAAUUUAAUACGAGAUAUCUUUGACAUAUUCAACAAGAGACCACGAACAAUAGCCACAGAAAUCGCUCAAGUCGCUCAUGCUUCAGUAGUUCCUCCUAUGGGUGAUGAUUUUUAUACAACUGAUGUAUUAUUGAAAUCUGAAAUAAUUCAUCAUACUCUUACAAAGUUGAUAAUAGAACAAUGCCCUAAUAUUAACCAUUUACAAUCAACGUCAACUCUUAUCGGAUCUAGUUCUAUUAAUAAUUAUACAGAAAUAGUUUUAAAAUAUCCAAGACUUCACGAAUGUUUUAGUCAUUUAAAAAGUUUUGAAAGUCGAAGUAAUUUCUAUCGAGGAACUUCUUUUGAUAUACUUUCCGAAAUAUGUCAUCAACUACGUAAGAUUGAAGUUUCUUCAUGUAAUCCAACACAUUUAUCAUCAACUAUUAAUGAUAAUAAAGAAAAUCCAGCUAUAAUAGAAUCUCAAAAAUUAUCAAAUCUUAUCAGAGUUCAAAGAUACUUACGAGAAUUUAUACUUUGGAAUUGUAAAUUAGGAAUUUUAGAUAUAAUUACUUCUUUAGUAUCAACUCAACAAUAUUCAAUGAGAGAACUUUCUUUUCAUCAUUGUGAUUUUCAAAACAUUAUUUGGUUGCACCUUCUUUCCGAUUUACCAAACUUGGAAGCUUUAACAUUUAAUCAAUGUAUUAAUGUUUCUGAACAAACAUCAUCAAAACUUGUCCUUUCUAAUCUUAAACAUUUAAAAUAUAUCUAUGGUUAUACUUCACCAAAUGCCUUAAUAACUUUAUUAGAAUCUACAAAAGAUAGUUUGGUGGAAUUGGAUACUGGAAAACCUCAUUUUAAAUUAAACCUUAUAACAUUUGAUCCAAGAAAAUUUCAUUUUUUAGAAUCCGAUCUUUUUAAUCAUUUAGAAUUAUUACAUAAUAUAAAAUUAUGUAAAAAUUUAACUUCUUUAUCAACUUAUGUUUAUUCAAAUACUCAAGAAAAUUUAUUUACAACACUUAUUAAUUUAGAUCAAUUAAAAAAAUUGGUUAUUACUGAAAUUUCUUAUUCUUUAGAUUCUAAGCAAAAAUGUUCAAUUUUUUCCGAAUUUUUAACAAAAUUAGCAAAUCAUUUACCAUCAACUUUACAAUGGUUACAUAUAGGAACAAAAUUUGGAAUAAGAAAGAAUAUUUUAGAAGAAUUUAAGUUAAUUACUUUAUGUAAAUUUAAAAAAUUGGUGGUUUUUGGUGGUUUAGAUUGGGAUAUGGAAAAUCAAAAAGUUGAAUUUGAGGGAAUUUAUGAGGAAUUGAAUAUUGAUGAUAUUAAGAAUAGUUUAAUUCCAAAUUAUGAUUCGAAUACGUAA